GCUUCUUGUUUCUGUAAGUUCUCCUACAAUUCAUGAAAGUUAAUACUGAAAUGAUUCAUAUUUGUGAUUAGAAUUGUUGUUGUUUGAUUACUGUGCUGGUUUCUGAGCUUUCUAUUUGGUAGUAUAGUACUGCACUAGGUUCCAUGAUUACAUCUUAUUUUGUUUUAGUAUGUGGCUUGUUGAAGCUCUAUAGUGAUGGUUAAAUCUUUGGUGUUCUGGAUCAUAUUCUGACCUUAGUUUUGAAUUUGAUGUUCCCUAAAGGAGUACGUGGAAGUAUAGUUUCUGAGAAAUGGGAGAGAAAGUGGUGACGAAUUCGUUUUUGAUUGUUUCUGACGAUAAGAGUGAUAGCUUGUAUCCUACAUAUUUUGGUGUCUCCUGUGCAUUCUUUGCUCUACGGCUACUGUCAAUAUCUGAUGUGCAAGAUCUGAGGUUGUCUGAAGUGCGCAACAAGAUGCUCCGAGGGACUGCCCAACUAUUGGGAUUGCUCAUGUGGAGAGUUCAGAAAGAAGGAAGAGGUGAAAAGGAAAUCAAAGAAUGUGAGCUUCUCCAUAAGCUUGAAAUUGCUGAAAGAGAGAUCAGAGAGUUGAGGAAACUGAGGCAUGAAGACGCCAAGGCGAACGAGAAGGUUGUGAACAUCUUUGCUGCACAGGAGCAAAGUUGGUUGAACGAGAGGAAGAAACUGAGGCAGCACAUUGGAGCUUUAAUCAGUGGAUUGAGGGUUUUCGAGAAAAAGAAGGAUCAAGCAAUUACUCACUGGAAUGAAAAAUUGAAGGAAAUGGAGCAUUUGGUACAAUCUAAGGACAAGGCUUUAGGGAAUAUGGAGCAGAAGUUGAAAGAAUAUAAAGAAAAGCUAAUAGAAUCUGAAAAAGUGGCUGAAGAAUUGAGAGAAAAGGCAAAGAGUGAAGCUCAGCAGCAUUCUUCUGAGAUUUUGAAGCACAGAACCGCAUUCAUUGAGCUCGUGUCAAACCAAAGGCAGCUGGAUGCCGAUAUGGGCCGAGCACUUAGGCAAGUUGAAGCAACCAAACGGGAGUUUAAUCUAGUCUUGGAUCAAAAGGAGGAGUCAGUUUUAAUGGUCCAAAAACUAUCUGUAGAGAUUGUUAAGAUGCACAAGGAUUUGGAACAGAAAGACAAAAUUUUGUCAGCAAUGCUGAGGAUCAAGUUAGACAUAUCAGAGAAGCAGAUGCUUGUAAAGGAAAUCAAGUUGUCAAAGGCAAAGCGGAAGCAAGCUGAACUUGAAACAGAACGAUGGAAAGUAGUAUCCGAGUCUAAACAUGAGAGGCAAUCAUUGAGAAGUAUGUUGGAGAAAGCAAAUUCAAGGUUUGAGCUUGCUUUAAAUGAAAGAGGCAUGAAUACUAGUGCAACAGGCACAUCUCAUCUUGGGUAUGUAAAUCCUGAGUUUAGAAAUGAUUCUGUUGAGUACUCAAGCGAGGAAAAUGUCGAUAUAGCUGACAUGAAGCAGUUGGAAGGUUGGGUUCGCUCAGAAGCAGAGAGGUAUGCAGCAGUAAUUGAGCAGAGGCAUCACCUAGAAAUAGAUGCUUUUAUAGAACAGUUGAGACUUAAAGGUGAGAAAUUAGAAACUUACCGAUGGCGCUUGCUGAGCAUGGACAUAGAGUCAAAUAGGUUAGACUCCCAUCUUGAGGGGCUGAACAAGGAAAUCUCACAGCUCAGACAUAAUAACAUGAAAUUGGAAGCCUUGUUAUCAGAGCGAGAAGAAGAAUCAACUUCCCUGAAAGAGCAGUUUGCAUCACAGUUGAGGUUUCUACAGUCCCAGAUGAAUAACUUUAAGAGCAAAGCUGAGGAGAAAAAUCAGAAAAGAGAGACAAGUUUGGGUGAACUAUCUCAAGAGGAAGACACUAAGAAAGAAGAUGGUGCUGAUAAGUUUCGCUCAAGUACAAAUAAUUCAUUGUAGAGGAUGGAUCUUCAAGCUCUUGGAGUGUCUUACAAGAUCAAGAGGCUGAAGCAACAACUUCUUAUGCUCGAAAGAUUUACAGGAAAGCAUGACAACAGCAAAGACCGCAUGGAAGGAAAUGAUGAUGGACAAAGUGGGAUGAAAGGUUAUCUUUUGUUAAUGUCUUUGUUGAACAAACAAGUUGGAAGGUACCAAUCCCUCCAAGGGAAAGUUGAUGACCUCUGCCAACGGAUGCAUGAAAAUGAUCUAGAUGGAAAUGGGAGACGUGGAGAUUCUGAUGUUGCAAGAACAAAGGACAAGUCUAAAACACUAGAGAAUUUUCUUGAUGAAACAUUUCAGUUACAGAGAUAUAUGGUCGCAACAGGCCAGAGGCUAAUGGAAAUUCUAGCCAAGAUUUCUUUUGGAAUUGUUGGUAUUUCUGUAGAGCUAGAAAAGUGCGCAAGCUUUGACAUGAAUCGCUUCACCGAGUUUAUCAAACUCUUCCAGGAAGUUCAAAGAGGUUUGGAAGUUCGAAUAGCUAGAAUGAUUGGAGAUCUUGAAGGACCUUUAGCUUGUGAUGGAAUGAUACACUUGAGGAGGUAGUGAUGUCGAUCCGGUCAUUAAACCAUACAAUUAAUAACG
Argentina anserina (silverweed cinquefoil) is the source of this 2530-nucleotide messenger RNA. RefSeq lists its product as uncharacterized. Lineage: Eukaryota; Viridiplantae; Streptophyta; Magnoliopsida; Rosales; Rosaceae. The record is from RefSeq and is a predicted model, not a curated record.